ACAAUGUCCGUCUUCAAUAGCUCUUCCCUGUACCCUCGCUUCCUCUUGACAGGUUUCUCUGGCCUUGAGAGCAGAUAUGGCUUGAUUUCCCUCCCCAUCUUCUUGAUUUAUGUCACCUCAAUUGCAGGAAACAUUACUAUUCUCUUUAUCAUCAAAUCUGAGCCUUCCCUUCACCAACCAAUGUAUUAUUUUUUAUCAAUGCUGGCACUUACUGACCUGGGCCUAUCCACUACAACCUUGCCUACCAUGUUCAGCGUCUUCUGGUUCCAUGCCCGGGAGAUCUCCUUCAAUACUUGCCUCAUUCAGAUGUACUUCAUUCAUGUUUUCUCAAUUAUUGAGUCGGCUGUGCUGUUGGCUAUGGCCUUUGACCGCUUUGUAGCAAUCCGAGAGCCCCUGCGCUAUGCAGCCAUUUUAACCAAUGGUGUAAUCAUUGGGAUUGGCUUGGCUAUUGCUGGAAGAGCUUUGGCUCUAGUCUUUCCAGCUUCCUUCCUCCUAAAGAGACUUCAAUAUCGUGCUAUCAAUAUUCUCUCCUACCCUUUCUGCUUGCAUCAGGAUCUCAUAAAGACUACUGUAUCCAGCCGUCGGGUCAGCAGCAUCUAUGGCCUCAUGGUGGUUAUCUUCUCUAUGGGACUUGACUCAGUGCUCCUCCUUCUCUCAUAUAUCCUCAUCCUUGUCACAGUGUUGAGUAUAGCCUCUAAGACAGAGAGGGUGAGAGCACUCAAUACCUGUAUUUCCCACAUCUGUGCAGUGCUCACAUUCUAUACACCCAUGAUUGGGCUCUCUAUGAUCCGUCGUUAUGGGCAAAAUGCAUCCCCCAUUGUCCACGUGCUCAUGGCCAAUGUUUACUUGCUGGUUCCACCCUUCAUGAACCCCAUUGUCUACAGUGUCAAGACCAAGCAGAUUCAUGACAGAAUCCUUAAGAAAUUCAAGCAACAGAAAAUUUAG
Molecule: messenger RNA, 945 nt
Organism: Talpa occidentalis (Iberian mole)
Lineage: Eukaryota; Metazoa; Chordata; Mammalia; Eulipotyphla; Talpidae
Product: olfactory receptor 51G2-like
Exons: 1
Coding region: 4-945 (313 amino acids)
Biological process (GO): G protein-coupled receptor signaling pathway
Cellular component (GO): membrane
Molecular function (GO): G protein-coupled receptor activity; olfactory receptor activity
Source: RefSeq, a predicted model, not a curated record